AUGGAGUCAGUCCUCUGUUGUUAUCCUCUGGAUGGAGUCAGUCCCGUGUCCCCUCUGGAUGGAGUCAGUCCUCUGUUGUUAUCCCUCUGGAUGGAGUCAGUCCUCUGUUGUUAUCCCUCUGGAUGGAGUCAGGCCUGUGUUUAUCCCCUGGAUGGGCACCCGGUGGUCUUUUUUAUACCUCGGUUUGGAGUCCAGUCCUCUGUUGGUUAUCCCUCUGGAUGGAGUCAGUCCUUGUUGUUAUCCCUCUGGAUGGAGCAGUCCUCUGUUGGUAUCCCUUGGAUGGAUCAGUCCUCUGUUGUUAUCCCUCGGGAUGGAGUCAGUAUUUCUGUUGUUUAUCCCUCUGGAUGGAGUCGUCCUCUGUUGUUAUCCCUCUGGAUGGAGUCAGUCCUUGUUUUAUCCCUCUGGAUGGAGUCAGCCCUCUGUUUACCUCUGGAUGGAGUCAGUCCCGUUGUUAUCCCUUGGGGGGAGUCAGUCCUCUGUUGUUAUCCCUCUGGAUAGAGUCAGUCCUCUGUUGUUAUCCCUCUGGAUGGAGUCAGUCCUCUGUUGUUAUCCCUCUGGAUGGAGUCAGUCCUCUGUUAUCCCUCUGGAUGGAGUCAGUCCUCUGUUGUUAUCCCUCUGGAUGGAGUCAGUCCUCUGUUGUUAUCCCUCUGGAUGGAGUCAGUCCUCUGUUAUCCCUCUGGAUGGAGUCAGUCCUCUACAGCUUAUCAUGAGGUAUUCUAACUCAGUCAAGCAGAACCCAGAGACUUCCUUAAUAUUACAGAUUGGGUACCAGCUGUUAUUGACAAAUAGACACAGACCACCACCCCUCGUCUUACCGGAGGCAGCUGUUCUGUCUUGCCGAUGCACGGAAAACCCAGCCAACUGUAUGUUAUCCAUGUCCUCGUUCAGCCACGACUCGGUGAAACAUAAGAUAUUACAGUUUUUAAUGUCCCGUUGAUAGGACAUUCUCCAGUGGUUGCCCGUUGGCCAAUAGAACGGAGGGAAGAGGCCUCCAAAGUUAAAGCCAAGUGCAGCUCAGUUCACUGACAUCAUAGAUAGCACUGGACCCCUUAGCAACUGUGGAAUCAGUAUCUGGUGUCAACUCAGAUGUUUGAUGCAUGGUUGCAGUGCCAGCACAUCAUCACUGGGGUUGGUAGGGGUGAUCAGGUGGGGCGGAUGGGACUUGCAUAAAUUACCCAUUUUGCUGAUAUGUGUGAAUAGAUUGGAUCUUCUUCGUACCUGUGCUAUGCAUAUUAAAUUAAAUCACAUUUUAUUGGUCGCAUACAUCAUAUUUAGCAGAUGUUAUUGCGGGUGUAGUGAAAUGCUUGUGUUCCUAGCUCCAACAGUGCAGUAAUAUCUAACAAUACACACACACACAUCUAAAAAAUAUAAAUAAAUAUUAGAACGAGCAAUGUCACAGUCUGGAAUAUAAAUGUACAGGAUGGUGUGUAUAGACAUUAUGGACAGUAUAUGAUAGAAAAGGUGUGUUCAGCAGUAGUUAUAUAGGAUGAGCCUUGACUAGAAUUCAGUAUAUAUUAAUUGCAUAGCCUACAUUUUCUUGUUGUGUGUGUGUGUGUGUGUGUGUGUGGUGUGUGUGUGUGUGUGUGUGUGUGUGUGUGUGUGUGUGUGUGUUGUGUGUGUGUGUGUGUGUCCAUACCUGUGUCUGUGUCCCAGUGUUCCACUUGUCCCAGAGAGAUGUGAUUCUGCAGGGCCUGGUGCUAUCUGAUGUGAUUCUGCAGGGCCUGGUGCUAUCUGAUGUGAUUCUGCAGGGCCUGGUGCUAUCUGGUGUGAUUAUGCAGUGCCUGGUGCUAUCUGAUGUGAUUCUGCAGGGCCUGGUGCUAUCUGAUGUGAUUCUGCAGGGCCUGGUGCUAUCUGGUGUGAUUAUGCAGGGCCUGGUGCUAUCUGAUGUGAUUCUGCAGGGCCUGGUGCUAUCUGAUGUGAUUCUGCAGGGCCUGGUGCUAUCUGAUGUGAUUCUGCAGGGCCUGGUGCUAUCUGAUGUGAUUCUGCUGGGCCUGGUGCUAUCUGAUGUGAUCUGCAGGGCUGGUGCUAUCAUAUGAUUCUGCAGGCCUGGUGCAUCUGAUGUGAUUUGCGGGGCCUGGUGCUAUCUGAUGUGUUUCUGCAGGCUGGUGCUAUCUGAUGUGUUUUAAGGGCCUGGUGCUAUCUGAUGUAUGUACGUUAUGAUGUAUUUAAAGGGGUCUGUGUACCCUCUCCUUCCUUCUACUCCUUUUUUCCAAUUUUUCCUAUAUUUAGGCUCCUUGUCUUAAUUUAGGAUAAUAAUAAAAAAUGGGAUGUUAUAAGUUCACCCUUUUGUCUACAUUGGGGAAAUUAAUACUUAAUUAUUGGUAUCUUAAAUUGUCUCUCUUUCUAAAAUAAUGCAACUGUAGUUAAGGGGAUAAUGAAAUAUAUAUUCAAUAGAUUUACCGUCCAGUAUAAUUGUAGCCAGGGCUAUAAAAGUUAAGAUUAUUUAGAUGAAAUGACUUAGCCAUCCAUGUUGUCCACAUGGGGACAACAGGAAAGCUUCUUAAAAAAAGCAACUUCGUCUAUGCAAUAAUCAUGAAGAGCGACGAUGAUACGCGCAAUGGGGGUCAACUCUCCUUUGUCCUCUCUCCUCUCCUUCCUCUCCUCCCUCUCCUCUUCCUCCUCUCCUCUAGCUCACCUUCUGCUCUUCCUGGUCCUUUCUUCUCAGUGUUCCACUUCUCCCAGCGGUUCACCACGGUGGUUCCAGAGAGCUGUAUGUUGAUCCUGCUGGGUCUGGUGCUGGGUGGCAUAGUACUGCUGGCCAGUAAGAAACAACUGUACCAGCUAGAGCCCGGUCUGUUCUUCCUCUUCCUCCUGCCCACCAUCGUAGGUAGGUGCCUUCUCUCUGGGGGAAUCUCCACUACUGCUCACAAGUCAGCAGCUCAUUGAACCCCGUCUACCCUGUAUCCUGUGCAUAUGACAGAUCCUCUUUGAUUUGAUUUAGGUGACGCCGGGUAUUUCAUGCCCGCAAGGCUCUUCUUUGACAAUCUGGGAACCAUCCUACUGUAUGCUGUGGUGGGAACACUCUGGAAUGCCUUCUGUACCGGCUUCUGCCUCUACGGGGUUAAACUGCUGGGGAUCAUAGGUGAGUAAAAGCUGCUGGGGAUCAGAGGUGAGUCAAGCUGCUGGGGAUCAGAGGUGAGUCAAGCUGCUGGGGGUCGGAGGUGAGUCAAGCUGCUGGGGAUCGGAGGCGAGUCAAGCUGCUGGGGUUCAGAGGUGAGUCAAGCUGCUGGGGUUCAGAGGUGAGUCAAGCUGCUGGGGAUCAGAGGUGAGUCAAGCUGCUGGGGAUCAGAGGUGAGUCAAGCUGCUGGGGAACAGCGGUGAGUCAAGCUGCUGGGGUUCAGAGGUGAGUUAAGCUGCUGGGGUUCAGAGGUGAGUCAAGCUCCUGGGGAUCGGAGGUGAGUCAAGCUGCUGGGGGUCGGAGGUGAGUCAAGCUGCUGGGGAUCGGAGGUGAGUGGUUGUGGGUCAGAGGUGAGUGGUUGUGGGUCAGAGGUGAGUGGUUGGGGGUCAGAGGUGAGUGGUUGGGGUUAGGUUAGGGGUCAUGGUUAGGGAGCCUGAUGUAGCUCAGUUGGUAGAGCAUGGUGUUUGCAACGCCAGGGUUGUGGGUUUGAUUCCCACGGGGGGCCAGAAUGAAAAAUAAAUACAAAUAAAAUGUAUGCACUCACUAACUGUAAGUGGCUCUGGAUAAGAGCGUCUGCUAAAUGACGUAAAUGUAAAUGGAGCCAUCCUACUGAAUGCUGUGGUGGGAACCUCUGGAGUGCCUUCUCUACGGAGGAAGCCCUUUACACUCACUUUCCACUUGAAAAUGGCAGAUUUCGUCAUUGAUAAGCACCUAAAUUGGAACGCAGUGGCUGGACAGUAACACGCUAUACAUGACGUCAGAGCUCAGUGUCUGGACAGUAACAUGCUAUACAUGAGGUCAGAGCUCAGUGGCUGGACAGUAACAUGCUAUACAUGAUGACGUCAGAGCUCAGUGGCUAUACAGUAACAUGCUAUACAUGACGUCAGAGCUCAGUGGCUGUACAGUAACAUGCUAUACAUGAUGACGUCAGAGCUCAGUGGCUAUACAGUAACAUGCUAUACAUGACGUCAGAGCUCAGUGGCUGCACAGUAACACACUAUACAUGACGUCAGAGCUCAGUGGCUGGACAGUAACACGCUAUACAUGACGUCAGAGCUCAGUGUCUGGACAGUAACAUGCUAUACAUGACGUCAGAGCUCAGUGGCUGGACAGUAACACGCUAUACAUGAGGUCAGAGCUCAGUGGCUAUACAGUAACAUGCUAUACAUGACGUCAGAGCUCAGUGUCUGGACAGUAACAUGCUAUACAUGAGGUCAGAGCUCAGUGGCUAUACAGUAACAUGCUAUACAUGACGUCAGAGGUCAGUGGCUGGACAGUAACAUGCUAUAUAUGACGUCAGAGCUCAGUGGCUGUACAGUAACAUGCUAUACAUGAUGACGUCAGAGCUCAGUGGCUGGACAGUAACAUGCUAUACAUGAGGUCAGAGCUCAGUGGCUAUACAGUAACAUGCUAUACAUGACGUCAGAGGUCAGUGGCUGGACAGUAACAUGCUAUAUAUGACGUCAGAGCUCAGUGGCUGUACAGUAACAUGCUAUACAUGAUGACGUCAGAGCUCAGUGGCUGGACAGUAACAUGCUAUGACAUGAGGUCAGAGCUCAGUGGCUAUACAGUAAACAUGCUAUACAUGACGUCAGAGGUCAGUGGCUGGACAGUAACACGCUAUAAUGACGUCAGAGCUCAGUGGCUGUACAGUAACAUGCUAUACAUGAUGACGUCAGAGCUCAGUGGCUGCGACAGUAACAUGCUAUACAUGACGUCAGGCUCAGUGGCUGGACAGUAACAUGCUAUACAUGACGUCAGAGCUCAGUGGCUGUACAGUAACAUGCUAUACAUGACGUCAGAGCUCAGUUGUCUGGACAGUAACAUGCUAUACAUGACAUCAGAGCUCAGUGGCUGGACAGUAACACGCUAUACAUGACGUCAGAGGUCAGUGGCUGGACAGUACAUGCUAUACAUGAGUUCAGAGCUCAGUGGACUGGACAGUUAACAUGCUAUACAUGAAGUCAGAGCUCAGUGGCUGGGACAGUUAACAUGACUUAAUGGUACAUGACGGUCAGAGCUCAGUGGCUGCAUGGACAGUAACAUGACCUAUAACAUGACGGUGCCGAGCCAUCCAGUGGCCUGUACAGCUAACAUUGCUAUUUCCAUGAGGUCAGCGCUCAGUGGCUGGACAGUUAACAUAGCUAUACAUGAUUGUCUAGGCUUCAGUGGCUGCGACAUAGACAUGCCUAUACAUGAGGUCAGAAGCUCAGUGGCAUGUUUACAGUAACCUGCUUAUACAUGACGUCAGAGCUCAGUGUCUGGACAGUAACAUGCUAUACAUGACGUCAGAGGUCAGUGGCUGGACAGUAACAUGCUAUACAUGACGUCAGAGCUCAGUGGCUGGACAGUAACACGCUAUACAUGACGUCAGAGCUCAGUGGCUGGACAGUAACAUGCUAUACAUGACGUCAGAGGUCAGUGGCUGUACAGUAACAUGCUAUACAUGAGGUCAGAGGUCAGUGGCUGGACAGUAACACGCUAUACAUGACGUCAGAGGUCAGUGGCUGGACAGUAACAUGCUAUACAUGAGGUCAGACCUCCGGCGCUGCCCUUCACAGCUCUGUCUGGGUUUUGACUGACAGACGUUGUGAACUUGAGCACCUCGCGCGACAGGAAGUUACCCUCAUCCCUCCUGCUGAUUGGGUAACUUUUGCACAUUUAGUUGUUGUCUGAGUGAGGGGAAAUGCUGUAAGUGGUCCUCUGUAGCUCAGUUGGUAGAGCAUGGCGCUUGUUACGCCAGGGUAGUGGGUUCGAUCCCCGGGACCACCAAUACGUAAAAAUGUAUGCACACAUGACUGUAAGUCGCUUUGGAUAAAAGCGUCUGCUAAAUGGCUUAUUAUUAUUAUUAUUAUUAUUAUUAUUAUUAUUAUAAAUCGAGAGGAGUCUGUGUGUUCUGAAAGAUGAGAUGUUGAGGAUUAGAAUAAGUACCGCUUUGGUGUCAUGCAAACCAAACACCUGUGAGUCCAAAGGUGCACUUCACAUUUCAGCCUGCUGUGCUUUGAAAACUCAUUUAAUUUACAGUGUCAACGUUUAUGAUCGUUGUGUUUUGAUCCACAGUUACAAGGAUGACAUGCGUUACACCCUGGGAUGACAUGCGUUACACCCUGGGAUGACAUGCGUUACACCCUGGGAUGACAUGCGUUACACCCUGGGAUGACAUGCGUUACACCCUGGGAUGACAUGCGUUACACCCUGGGAUGACAUGCGUUACACCCUGGGAUGACAGCGUUACACCCUGGGAUGACAUGCGUUACCACCCUGGGAUGACAUGCGUUACACCCUGGGAUGAACAUGGUUUUAUACAGCCAAACAGGCUGUAUCCUGACAGUUUUAGACAGUAGCCAACAGGCUGUAUCCUGACAGUUUUAGACAGUAGCCAAACGGCUGUACCCUGACAGUUUUAGACAGGUAGCAAUAGGCUGUAUCCUGACAGUUUUAGACAGUAGCCAACAGGCUGUAUCCUGACAGUUUUAGACAGUAGCCAACAGGCUGUAUCCUGACAGUAGCCAACAGGCUGUAUCCUGACAGUUUUUAGACAGUAGCCACAGGCUGUAUCCUGACAGUGUUUAGACAUAGCCAACAGGCUGUAUCCUGACAGUUUUAGACAGUAGCCAACAGGCUGUAUCCUGACAGUUUUAGACAGUAGCCAACAGGCUGUAUCCUGACAGUUUUAGACAGUAGCCAACAGGCUGUAUCCUGACAGUUUUAGACAGUAGCCAACAGGCUGUAUCUGACAGUUUAGAACAGUAGCCAACAGGCUGGUAUCCUGACAGUUUUAGGACAGUAGCCAACAGGCUGUAUCCUGACAGUUGUUAGACAGUAGCCAACAGGCUGUACCCUGACAGUUUUAGACAGUAGGCCAACAGGCUGUAUCCUGACAGUUUUAGACAGUAGCCAACAGGCUGUAUCAAGACAGUUUUAGACAGUAGCCAACAGGCUGUAUCCUAGACAGUUUUAGACAGUAGCCACAGGCUUGUAUCAAGACGUUUUAGACAGUAGCCAACAGGCUGUAUCCUGACAGUUUUAGACAGUAGCCAAUAGGCUGUAUCCUGACAGUUUUAGACAGUAGCCAACAGGCUGUACCCUGACAGUUUUAGACAGUAGCCAACAGGCUGUAUCCUGACAGUUUUAGACAGUAGCCAACAGGCUGUAUCCUGACAGUUUUAGACAGUAGCCAACAGGCUGUACCCUGACAGUUUUAGACAGUAGCCAACAGGCUGUAUCCUGACAGUUUUAGACAGUAGCCAACAGGUUAUUGUGGCUAUCUGAGCAUAAUAUAGGAGUCACAACAAAACCAAUGGAGAAAAUCCCAUAACAUUUUCACAUGGAAAUAUCUUUUGAUAUCUAUGAUAUAGCCUACAGUAGCCUCUGGUGUUCAGUGCAGUUCUACAUUGCAUGAGACGUUUUUACAUGAUGAAGGACUUGACAUUAAUUAAUGAUUUUUUUUACUUGGUCUGUAACACCAGGGGCCAAAUAGGUGACUGUAAAUUACAUUGUAUUGUGUUGUAUGAUGCAAGAAACCACUUUACUAAAUAACAUGUAUUAUUACCAUACAGAGAAUUAGACAAUGUAGGCUACCCUGCUGCCUAUUGGCGUAUUUGCAUAUUCAAGCCUGUCUCAAAAUACACAACACUGUCAGCUUGACAUACCAUCACCUGCACCAUCACAUUGUUAGCUUUGUGAUGGCUAAGGUCAAGAGGGUGAUCAUGUCUGUUUGCGAGACAGAGGAUCCAGUGUGGAAUACCAGGUUAGGCUCAUGAAGAAGGAAGCAGUACUAUAAAGCAAACAGCAUGAUGCCCGUUACACCACUAUGCUAACUGAUGUCCAUUCAUUCCCCUUGGUGUCUCUGCGUGUUCAGAUCAGAGGGUGCAGGCAGGUCUGAUGUGUCUCUGUGUGUUCAGAUCAGAAGGUGCAGGCAGGUCUGAUGUGUCUCUGUGUGUUCAGAUCAGAAGGUGCAGGCAGGUCUGAUGUGUCUCUGUGUGUUCAGAUCAGAGGGUGCAGGCAGGUCUGAUGUGUCUCUGUGUGUUCAGAUCAGAAGGUGCAGGCAGGUCUGAUGUGUCUCUGUGUGUUCAGAUCAGAAUGUGCAGGCAGGUCUGAUGUGUCUCUGUGUGUUCAGAUCAGAAGGUGCAGGCAGGUCUGAUGUGUCUCUGCGUGUUCAGAUCAGAGGGUGCAGGCAGGGUCUGAUGUGUCUCUGUGUGUUCAGAUCAGAAGGUGCAGGCAGGUCUGAUGUGUCUCUGCGUGUUCAGAUCAGAGGGUGCAGGCAGGUCUGAUGUGUCUCUGUGUGUUCAGAUCAGAAGGUGCAGGCAGGUCUGAUGUGUCUCUGCGUGUUCAGAUCAGAGGGUGCAGGCAGGUCUGAUGUGUCUCUGUGUGUUCAGAUCAGAAGGUGCAGGCAGGUCUGAUGUGUCUCUGCGUGUUCAGAUCAGAGGGUGCAGGCAGGUCUGAUGUGUCUCUGUGUGUUCAGAUCAGAAGGUGCAGGCAGGUCUGAUGUGUCUCUGCGUGUUCAGAUCAGAGGGUGCAGGCAGGUCUGAUGUGUCUCUGUGUGUUCAGAUCAGAGGGUGCAGGCAGGUCUGGUGUGUCUCUGUGUGUUCAGAUCAGAGGGUGCAGGCAGGUCUGAUGUGUCUCUGUGUGUUCAGAUCAGAGGGUGCAGGCAGGUCUGAUGUGUCCCUGUGUGUUCAGAUCAGAAGGUGCAGGCAGGUCUGAUGUGUCCCUGUGUGUUCAGAUCAGAAGGUGCAGGCAGGUCUGAUGUGUAUCUGUGUGUUCAGAUCAGAAGGUGCAGGCAGGUCUGAUGUGUCCCUGUGUGUUCAGAUCAGAAGAUGCAGGCAGGUGUGAUUUGUCCCUGUGUGUUCAGAUCAGAGGGUGCAGGCAGGUCUGAUGUGUCUCUGUGUGUUCAGAUCAGAAGGUGCAGGCAGGUCUGAUGUGUCUCUGUGUGUUCAGAUCAGAAGGUGCAGGCAGGUCUGAUGUGUCUCUGUGUGUUCAGAUCAGAAGGUGCAGGCAGGUCUGAUGUGUCUCUGUGUGUUCAGAUCAGAAGGUGCAGGCAGGUCUGAUGGAGUUCCUGUUGUUUGGAGCGUUGAUCUCUGCGGUGGACCCGGUAGCGGUGCUGGCCGUGUUCGAGGAGGUCCAAGUCAACGAGACCCUCUUCAUCAUCGUGUUCGGAGAGUCCCUGCUUAACGACGCCGUCACCGUGGUGAGUCCCUGCUUAACGACGCCGUCACCGUGGUGAGUCCCUGCUUAACGACGCAGUCACCGUGGUGAGUCACCUGGAAGUCCGAUGACAGUCACACAGAUGACACUUUCCCGCUCACGCUACAUACACACACCAGGAACCAUAGAGACAGGGAAGCUUUGAAGGUCAGUGUGUGGGUACAUACACACACCAGGAACCAUAGAGACAGGGAAGCUUUGAAGGUCAGUGUGUGGGUACAUACACACACCAGGAACCAUAGAGACAGGGAAGCUUUGAAGGUCAGUGUGUGGGUACAUACACACACCAGGAACCAUAGAGACAGGGGAAGCUUUGAAGGUCAGUGUGUGGGUACAUACACACACCAGGAACCAUAGAGACAGGGAAGCUUUGAAGUCAAGUGUGUGGGUACAUACACACACCAGGAACCAUAGAGACAGGGAAGCUUUGAAGGUCAGUGUGUGGGUACAUACACACACCAGGAACCAUAGAGACAGGGAAGCUUUGAAGGUCAGUGUGUGGGUACAUACACACACCCAGGAACCAUAGAGACAGGGAAGCUUUGAAGGUCAGUGUGUGGGUACAUACACACACCAGGAAACCAUAGAGACAGGGGAAGCUUUGAAGGUCAGUGUGUGUGUGUGGGGGGGGGGGGGGGCUGGAUAGAGCAGCUGGACAGUAUCAACCUGUUUCCCAAAUGGCAUCCUAUUCCCUAUUUAGUGCACUAGUUUUGACCAGGGCCCAUCUUUUGACCUAUGGGCUCUGCAGAGUCUAAAGUAGUGCACUAUAUAGGGAAUAGGGUGCCAUUCUCUGGUCUAAAGUAGUACACUAUAUAGGGAAUAGGGUGCCAUUCUCUGGUCUAAAGUAGUGCACUAUAUAGGGAAUAGGGUGCCAUUCUCUGGUCUAAAGUAGUGCACUAUAUAGGGAAUAGGGUGCCAUUUGGGACGUUACCAUUGAGGCACAACUGGAGUUCUGAAGGGGAGGGGAGGGAUGACCUAUUGCAGGCUCACGAUCACACCUCUACACCAGCUGGAGUUCUGAAGGGGAGGGGAGGGAUGACCUAUUGCAGGCUCACGAUCACACCUCUACACCAGCUGGAGUUCUGAAGGGGAGGGGAGGGAUGACCUAUUGCAGGCUCACGAUCACACCUCUACACCAGCUGGGUUCUGAAGGGGAGGGGAGGGAUGACCUAUUGCAGGCUCACGAUCACACCUCUACACCAGCUGGGUUCUGA
Coregonus sp. 'balchen' is the source of this 10536-nucleotide messenger RNA. Lineage: Eukaryota; Metazoa; Chordata; Actinopteri; Salmoniformes; Salmonidae. The record is from the annotation of a GenBank genome assembly.